This is a messenger RNA of Aspergillus tanneri, 4872 nucleotides long. Its product is annotated as Nonribosomal peptide synthetases (NRPS). Gene Ontology annotation, cellular component: cytoplasm. Lineage: Eukaryota; Fungi; Ascomycota; Eurotiomycetes; Eurotiales; Aspergillaceae. Gene Ontology annotation, molecular function: catalytic activity; phosphopantetheine binding. Gene Ontology annotation, biological process: amino acid activation for nonribosomal peptide biosynthetic process; secondary metabolite biosynthetic process. The coding region runs from base 1 to 4872 and encodes 1623 amino acids. The transcript is spliced from 5 exons. The record is from RefSeq and is a predicted model, not a curated record.
AUGUCAGUUUCAGUGCUUCCCCCGGCGGGAAGUAAUAUCCACCAGGCUUCCACUGUUGAUACCGGCCCGACCAAGAGCCAACUCCGAGCACUAUGGGCCCAAAUUCUCCAGCAAGAUGCGACCGACUUUUCAGAAGAAGAUGUAUUUUUUGAGGUUGGAGGCGACUCCAUUACAGCCCUGGACCUGGCGACCGCUGCCCAGGCCCAGGGGAUCCUUCUCACUGUGGAACAAAUCUUUAUGAAUGCCACCUUGGAAGAAAUGGCUCGAGAAGCACUUUCCAGUAGGCCCACACAAGAACAUAAGGUCACAGUAUCUAAACCAGUCGAACCAUUUGGAUUACUGCGUGCCGAUAUUUCUGUGCCCGACCUGACUCAGGCGAUUGGCAACGCAUGCGGCGUGGCUGCGGAUCGAGUCAAAAAUGCCUAUCCCUGCACGCCGAUGCAGGAGUCGCUGGUGACGCUAUCCGAAGGAAGUGAGAACCUGUCAGUGCGACAGCUCGUCUACAAGUUGGAUGACGACUUUCUUCUGGACCGAUUUCAACAAGCAUGGGUCGCCACCGUCCGCGCGAAUCCGGUUCUACGCACCCGAAUCUGUCAACUGGAGGGAGAGCUGAGAUUUAUCCAGGCAGUGAUAGAUGAAGACAUGCUGUGGAAUACCUCGGCCACGGAUUUGUCUCGAUUUCUGGAAGAAGAUGCAAAUCAUCUAAUGAAGUUGGGGGACCGGUUUUUCCGUUACACCAUUGUCGUAGACAGCGAGAAAUGGUAUUUUGUCUGGACGGUACAUCAUGCCUUAUGCGAUGGUGCAUCACUAAUAGAAAUCCUCGAAGAAGUUUCAACACGAUUCUGCAACGAGAAAACUAUACAGCGUGCCCCCUUUGAGCAGUUUAUCGAAUCAACUAUCAGAAGAGAUCCAAGCCAGGAGCAGGAGUUCUGGGAGCGCACUCUAUCUGGCAUUGACGUGACUACAUUCCCUACGCUCCCGCAAGCAAUUGAUUUUCAUGCCAAUCCAUCCAGUACACUCGAACGGCCGAUUGCCCUCACGGAACGUGCACCAUUUGGCAUCACCAAAGCUCUGUUGCUGCGAGCUGCAUGGGGCAUGUUGUUGUCACACCAUACUGGAACAGAAAAUGUAGUGUUUGGGGCUAUUAACAAUGGGCGAAACUCAUCCGCCGUACCGGGUAUAUCGCAAAUAACAGGCCCAACUAUCAAUCUACUUCCCAUUGUUCUGCAAAUUGACCCAAAACAGACCGUUGCCUCGUUUCUCAGCUCGGUUCGAGCCCAGGCGGCAGAAUUGAUGCCCUUUGAGCAAACUGGCGUGUCCAAGAUUCGUAGCUAUUUGGCAGGGAAAGAAUCUACAGCGACCGACUUCCAGACCGUCUUUGUUGUGCAUCCUGCCGAUUUUGGCGAGGCUGGAGCGCCUGCGCUGCAGAAGCUGGGGGUCGAGUAUGUGGACCACCUAGGGAAGACUGAGCAACACUCUUAUCCAAUGGUGGUUUCUUUAACACUGUCUACUGAUACAACUGCCACAUUCAAGAUCCAGUAUGAUGAGCGCGUUGUUUCAACACAGCAGGCUCUUAAUCUUAUCCAUCAAUUUCAAGCCUUGACCUUGAAUCUGAGCAACGCCACAGCCAAUACAUUGCUGGAAUCUGUCUCCUCACUGAGUGAGAACGAUAUUGCCCAGAUCCGGCAAUGGAAUCAAUCUACCCCACCCACCAAUCAUGCAUGCAUCCACCACCUUUUUGAGAAGCAGGUACAGGAAAACCCCGAUGCGGAAGCAGUUCGCUCCCUAGAGCGAUCUCUGUCUUAUGCCGAAGUGGACAAUCUCUCGUCGGUACUCGCGUUGCGCCUGGUUGAACUUGGUGUGGACCUGGAAACACCGGUAGCCGUGUGCUUUGAGAAAUCCAUUUGGACAGUGGUAGCCAUAAUGUCAGUUUUUAAGGCUGGGGGGAUAUAUGUUCCCAUCGAUCCCGCUCACCCUCGAGGUCGCAUUGUCGAAGUGAUCCAGACAGUGCAAAUCAAGGUGGCUAUAACUUCGAAAGAGGGAGCCGGGGUGUUGGAUGGCCUCUGUGGCUCCAUCAUCACGAUCGAUAACCCACCGACCUCAUCUGCCAAGAUACAGGUUCCGGAACAUGUACGGACGAGGGUGCAGCCAUCCAACACUGCUUAUCUUCUAUUCACCUCUGGUAGUACUGGAAAACCGAAAGGAGUGCUGAUGUCGCAUUCUGCAUUUGCGACCUCCAUUAUUCACCAUGGACCGGCAUUUGGCGCCAGCCCACAGUGGAGAACACUUCAGUUUGCCGCCCACACCUUUGACAUUUCCAUGACUGAGUUCUUUACCACUCUAGCCUUCGGAGGCUGUAUCUGCGUACCAUCCGAGCAUGAUCGUAUGAAUGAUCUCGCCGGGGCCAUGACGGCGUUGAAAGUAAACGUAGCGCUGGUCGUCCCCACUGUCGCCAAUUUGAUUUCCCCAGAGCAAGUUCCGACACUAAAGACAUUGGUCCUGGGAGGAGAGCCUGUCACGAGGGAGACAAUCACAAGAUGGGCCAACCAUGUCGAUCUCACUGCUGGCUAUGGUCCAUCCGAAACAGCAGUGUACUGCUCGGGCAAUCUGAACGUGUCGGCAGACGCCCACCCGGCUGACAUUGGUCGGUGCAUCGGAGGGACAAUGUGGAUCGCCAAUGCCGACAACUACCACCAACUCACUGCAAUCGGUUGCGUUGGUGAGAUUGUCAUCUCUGGCGCGCUUCUUGGAAGUGGGUACUUUGGAGACCCUGUUACCACCAAUAAGGCCUUUGUACCUGCACCAGCAUGGUUGGAGAAUUUCAAUCCGUCCAGUCCAUACAAAAUGCUGUAUAAAACCGGCGAUCUGGCGCGAUACAACCCAGAUGGGACAUUCCGCAUUGUCGGCCGCAGCGACACGCAAGUCAAGUUGCGUGGAUUCCGAAUUGAAUUGGGUGAGAUUGAGAACCGGAUUAAGGAAGAUGGCAAGGUCGUUACUGCUCUCGCCACCCUUCCAUCUAAAGGCCCCUGUGCACGCCAAAUCGUGGCGGUAGUAUGCUUGAAUCGCUCCGACCUGGGGAACCACGGCAGCAGACCUGAUACGAUCCUUUUGGCAGAGAAGCAACAGAAUGAGGUCCUGGAACAAGUCAAAGCCCGCAUUUCGCUCACCCUUCCGGAUUAUAUGAUCCCUUCCAUUUGGACGUGGAUUGAGCAGAUGGAUCCGGAGACACACAGAGAGGUGGUAGGAGACGUGGACGUUGGAGGGCCGACCGAAGUCACUCCAGGGACCACCGCAGAUGCUAUCCGGCAGAUCUGGGGAGAUGUACUGAAAGUGUCCCCGGAGCAGAUCGGCUUGAAGACUUCUUUCUUUUCUCUUGGCGGAGAUUCCAUCGCCGCGAUCCAGGUGGUGUCCAAAGCCAAGCAGGUAGGACUGCCUAUCACCACCCGCGGCAUUUUAACCCAAAAGACGCUAGGAAAUUUGGCCAUUCUAGUAGACCAGAAUCAACAAUCUGAACCGCGGGCUGUCGAGAAGGCUGUUGGCCCUCAGGGCGUGGAUGGAACUCUCGCUUAUUCGCAUAUUCUACAGUCUCGCCUCGAAGGCAAACCAGAAGUGAAAAUCGAGGACUCGUAUCUGUUCACUCCUAUCCAGCGAGAGAUAUUGAGACAAAGAGAAAUCAACCCAGCCAUUUUCGUCCUUUCGUGGAAGAUGGAAUUCACUUCCCUGAAGUCGCAACCAAUUUCCCUAGAGCGCCUCGCAAGAGCAUGGAACUCGGUUGUGCAGAAGAACCAUAUUUUGCGAUCCAUAUUUAUCAAGGACCCUGAAGGAAAGCUACCAUCAUUGCAAGUUGUGCUGCAAAACGCAGAACCUUCCAUUGCCAUAUCGUCAUCCAACCCCGGGGAGCAUGAGCCGACCACGGACGAGCUAUUACCCGCCCUGGACGACUGCUUCUUGCCGCACCGGGCUCACUUCUCGCGACGUGGGGACGCCUUCUUCGGCCAUAUCGAACUGGACCAUCUCGUUAUCGACGGAUGGUCAUUUAGACUCAUCAAAGAGGAUCUGUUAGAGGCAUACGACUCCGCCGACGCAAAUCUCUCCCCGCCCCUGUUCACUUUCAAGUCCGUUGUGAACGCUCAUCAGCCUAGCCGUGUUGACGAGGACAGAAAAUACUGGGCUCCUAUUCUACGUGACCAACGACCAUCACUGCUAUCCUUCCCAGUAACCCUACCAGGAUCUGAGCGUUCUCCGAGUCUCAGAAAGACUAAGAUCUACCUUCCCACUUUCGACAUUGCAGCGCUAUCAGCAUUUAGCUCCCAAUAUAGCAUCACUGCCGCCAGCAUCUUCGAUGCCGCAUGGGCGCAGACCCUCAGCAUGUUCUCCGGCUCACCCGAUGUGACCUACGAAUAUGUCGUCUCCGGGCGCGACCAGGAAGUGGACGGGAUAUUCGAGAUCGUCGGUCCAGUGAUGAAUCUCCUCGCUUACCAUCUCCGCGACGUUUCAACGGAGGAUAGUGCCGAAGAAUUGGCCAAACUGGCUCACCAAAUCCAAGACCAGAGACUGCAGGAUGGAGGCCAUACCGGGGCCAAUUUGCGUGAGGUGGUCCAGAACGAUUUGAAGAUGGGGUUGCCGUUCAACACGGCGUUGAAUUUCCAACGACGACCUCUUGGCGUGCAAACCGAUAGCUUGAAGGUCUAUGAUCAUUUGAAGCGAUCAAAUGAUCCUUGGCAUUUCGAUGUCUUGGUGCGGAUCUUACAUAUCAUGGAUGAUAACAUUAUUCGGCCUUCGAUAGAGUUUGACGCGAGACUGUUUGAUGAGGAGAGAAUGAACGAGGUGGCAAAUGUUUUCUGGAGAAAGGUUCAAAUUGCUCUUUCGUAA